AUGGGGAACUUGUUGCUGUUUUAUGUGUUUGGGGCUUUACUGAGUUGUCCAUCCAGCGCUGGCUGGGUGGGAAGGGAGUUUGCUGUAUCAUUUAUGCAGAAUUAUGCACCACGCUAUGAUAAUCCUAGCUUUCAGCUGUACAUCACAGCUGUUCAGGCCAAUACUCAAGUGACUGUGCAAGUGCCUUCCUUAAAGUUUAAAGAAGAGAAAACUCUGAAGGCUGGUGAAGGGGUUAACAUCAAGGUCCCAACAGCUGUAGAGAUGUACGACACCACAAAGUCUCCAAACACUGUGCGCAUUGAAGCAUCCGCAGAUGUGUCUGUGACGUCCUUUAGCUACAAGCUGUACACAACAGAUACCGCUGUGGUGUAUCCAACCACAGAAUGGGGUACAGAAUACUUCAUCUUCACUCCGUCUGGAACACCCUAUGGCUCCUAUAAAGAGUUUGCUGUGAUCAAUGGAAAAGAAAACAACAGGGUGGAGAUAUUCCCAGAAACAACAAUCGAGUUCCAGGGUCGUGCCUAUGAAAAAGGCAGUAAAUUGGAAAUUGAACUGCAGCCGUAUGAAAGUGUGCAACUACAGGGCAAGUACGACCUGUCUGGGAGCAUAGUUUCUUCCCGACUUCCAGUUGCUGUGUUCACUGGUCACACAUGUACAUGGCGGUUUUCAAAGUGCAACCAUGUUUAUGAGCAGCUCCUUCCAGCAAGAAAUUGGGGGACCAGCUUCAUUGUGCCCCCUCUGAGCUUCCAGAAGAAUUAUGAUACUGUUUAUCUCCAGGCCUCCCAACCCACUCGGGUCACUGUCAACCAAGGCAACCAAAAAUUUGAUUUCAGCUUCUCCAGGGGGCAGAUAAAGGAGCUCAACUACCACACUCCUGAAACCUUGUUCAUUCAGUCUGAUCGUGGCAUCCAGGUCCUCCUGCUCUUCAAUGGUGUCGAUAAUGGCUUUCUCCAAUACUAUGACCCCUUUUUAUUGACCAUCAUGCCCACAGAUCGCUUCUGCUCAUCCUACGCACUUGGAGGUAUUGAUGGCUUCGAGAAUAAAGCUCUGAUUGUGGCAAAAAACAGUGCAAUGGAAACACUACGUUUGGACAAUGGUAACCUGCCAAAAGAUGUUCAGUGGAAAAACAUUGCAGGGACGGAUUUCUCCUGGGCAGAGAUGUCCUACAAACAAGCCCCUGGCAAUGAUGUUCACUCUGUGUCCAGCUCUGGUUCCAGCUUUGGUCUCUACAGCAUAGGAGUCAGUCAGAUGAAUGGUUAUGGUGCUGCAGGACACUGUACACAGCCAGGAAGUGGAUCUCUGUCCUGCAGCAGUAUCACCUGCAGUCCUAAUGAAGUGUGUGAAAUGAAUAGUGGGUAUCCUUCCUGUGUCUCCAAACCUGUGAAACCAAGGUUUGGUACCUGCUGGGCCAUGGGGGAUCCUCACUACAAUACCUUUGAUGGAAAACGCUAUGACUUUAUGGGCACUUGUGCCUAUAUCAUUGCUAAAAAGUGUGGAGAUAGCAGUCUUCCAGCCUUUGAAGUCCUAGCUGUAAAUGAAAACAGGGGAAGCAGCAAAGUGUCAUAUGUUGGCCAGGUCAUUAUAAAGGUGUAUGACCUCACAAUCACCGUGGUUCGGUCUGAGAAUGGCCGUGUGCGAAUUGACAAUAGUUUGUGGAGUUUGCCCAUCGUUCUGAGCAAUGCCAAAUUAAACAUAUUUCAGAGUGGUCGCUCUGCAGUUAUAGAGACCAGUUUUGGUCUCACAGUUCGUUAUGACUGGGAUCAUAAUCUUGUAGUAUCUCUGUCUGACAGUUACGCUGGUAAGACCUGUGGACUCUGUGGUAACUUCAAUGGCAACCCCAAUGAUGAUUUUGCCACACCCUCUGGAGUUCAGGCUGGUGAGGUUGUGGCUUUUGGGAGCAGCUGGAAGGUGCCAGGUGUGGGGACAGAUCCUCAGUGCAGAGAUGACUGUGUGGGUGGGUGUGGGAGCUGUGAUAACAAUCUGAUGAAUAAGUAUGAGGGUAUUUCAUUUUGCGGGCUCAUCACAAAAGAAAAUGGCCCAUUUAGCAAGUGUCAUCCAGUUGUUAACACACAAGCAUACUUAGAAAGCUGUAAAUAUGACUUGUGCAUGGGAGGUGGUCUUCGACAAUUUCUCUGCAAUGCCCUGGAAGCUUACAUUGAUGCCUGUCAGGAUGCUGGGAUCCAGGUUCAAGACUGGAGGACCAUGGCAAAAUGCUAUGCUAAGUGUCCUGCCAAUAGCCACUAUGAGCUCUGUGGAAAUGCCUGCCCUGCCACUUGUUCUGACCCCAAUGCCCCCUCUAAAUGCAAACGCCCCUGUGUGGAAACCUGUACCUGUGAUAAAGACUUUGUUUUAAGCGGAGACAAGUGUGUUCCUGCUGCAAAGUGUGGUUGUACCUAUGAGGGUCGAUACAUUCCUGCUGGGGAGGCAUUCUGGGCCGACCAGAACUGUAAGCAAUGGUGUAAAUGUGUCCCAGGAAGCAGAAGUGUGGAGUGCCAGAAUAAAGGCUGUGGGGAAAGUCAGCAAUGCAAGGUGGUCAAUGGCAUAAGAAAAUGUCAGCCCAUGUCGUUCAGUACUUGCCAGGCCACCGGUGAUCCCCACUAUGUGACAUUUGACAAGGAGAAGUUUGACUUCCAGGGCACGUGUGUGUACCAACUUGCUGCACUCUGCUCCAAGAACCCAGAGUUGGUUCCCUUUGAAGUCCGGGUACAGAAUGAGAACCGUGCCAACAAGGCGGUUGCCUACACUAAACUAGUCGAGAUCAAAGUGUACUCCAUCAACAUUGUCAUAACAAAUACACAUAAAGGCUUGAUUAUGGUAAAUGAUGAGCUGGUCAACCUGCCUGUCAGUCUUAACGAGGGACAGGUAUCCGUGUAUAAGAGUGGCUGGUAUGCUGUCGUCACCACAGAUUUUGGCCUGAAAGUCACUUUCAACUGGGAAAGUGCUGUCUUUGUAACACUGCCCAGCAACUACAAGGGAGCAGUCUGUGGACUCUGUGGUAACUACAACGGGAUACCCCAGGAUGAUCUGACUCCAAGAAAUGGCAACAAACCUGUCAAGCCUACAGAAUUUGGUACCAGUUGGCGAGUGGCAGAGAUUCCAGGCUGUGUUGAAGGCUGUAAAGGGGUGUGUCCUAAUUGUGACAUUACCGAAAAAGUUCAAUACGAAAAGAGAGAAUUUUGUGGCAUGAUCAGUGACCCCAAAGGGCCUUUCCGUGAGUGCCAUGCCAAGCUAGAUCCAGCUGGUUAUUUUCAAGACUGCGUUUAUGAUGUGUGCCUGUAUAAGGGCAGAAAGGACGUGUUGUGUCAAGCUAUUACAUCAUACACAUCUGCCUGCCAAGGAGUGGGUGCAACAGUGUACAGCUGGAGGACCAGUCAGUUCUGUGCUGUUAAAUGUCUCAUUAACAGCCACUAUGAAGUCUGUGCGACUGCCUGUCCUGCAACAUGCAACAGUCUGGCUCCUUCUGGGGGUUGUGAAGCUUUGUGUCAGGAGGGCUGCUCCUGCAAUGAAGGUUUUAUUCUCAGUGGAGAUCUCUGCGUCCCCUUCUCACAGUGUGGCUGUAGCUACAAUGGCCGCUACUACCGUGUCGGUGAAGUGUUUUAUCCCAGUGGACAAUGUCAGGAAGAAUGCAAGUGUGCAGAGGAUGGAGAGGUUGUAUGCAAAAAGUUUACAUGUGGCCCUAAUGAGAAGUGCAAGCUAGAAAACGGAAUCCAGAAAUGUUUCCCUAUUGGUAAAGGGGUGUGCCAGGCCUCUGGUGACCCUCAUUACCUUUCGUUUGAUGGGCAAAAAUUUGACUUCCAGGGCACAUGCACCUACACUCUCUCUAAAAGCUGUGGGCUGGAAGGUACCCACCUGGAGGCCUUUUCUGUCCAGGUGGAAAAUGAGCAGUGGGACCAAAUGAGGGGAAAGAAAAAGGUUUCAGUCACCAGGUUGGUUGCAGUGGAGGUCUACGGUUUCACUCUUAUCAUGAGAACAAAAAUGCAAGGAGUGCUGGUUAAUGGAGUAUUCCAUAAUCUUCCUCUGAAUCUUAAUGAGAAAGCAAUUCAAGUUAAUCAAGAAGGAAGAAAUUUUGUUAUCAAAACUAAUUUUGACCUGAUCGUAACCUACGACUUGGUCUAUCAAGUAACGGUCACAGUACCCGGUAAUUACCGUGAAAAGGUUUGUGGCCUGUGUGGCAACUUCAACGGGAACAAUAAAGAUGACUUCCAGAUGUCCAACAAUAAACUCACCACCAAUGUCAAUGACUUUGGGGGAUCAUGGAAGGUCACCAUUCCUAAUGUGGUGUGUGAAAAUGGUUGCGAAGGGAAUAACUGUCCCAACUGUGACCCAGCUCAAAAGGCUGUGUUUUCCAAACCCACUUACUGCGGUAUUCUAACAGAACCUAAAGGUCCGUUUGCAGGCUGUCACAGCAAGCUCAACCCCCAGCCAUACUUUGAUGACUGUGUGUUUGAUUUGUGUGCUUCCAAUGGAGAUGGAGCCGUGCUUUGUGACAGUGUAGCAGCUUAUGCCUAUAACUGUCACUUAGCAGGAAUGGAUGUCAACAGCUGGAGGACUCCAUCUUUCUGCCCCAUGAAAUGCCCCUCCAACAGUCACUAUGAGCUGUGUCCCGAAAACUGUGCUGCUUCUUGCCCCGGCCUCACAGAGAUUGCAGACUGCCCCACCGGCUGUGCAGAAGGCUGUGAAUGUGAUACAGGUUUCCUGUUCGAUGGACAAACAUGUGUCAGAGAAACUGAAUGUGGCUGCUAUGAUAAAGGAAAAACAUACAAGCCUGGCGAAGUUGUAUAUGAGGAGGAUUGCAACACAAAGUGCACCUGUAAUCCAGCAACAGGCCUCACUUGUGAAAAACACACCUGCCCCACAAGCACCAAGUGCAUGGUCAAGAAUGGAAUAAAAGGAUGCUACAAUACAGACCCCUGCAAAGAUGCCAAGUGUCGUGUUCAAGAAACAUGUCGUGUAGAGAACGGUGAGGCUGUGUGCAUCCCUAAGUACACAGGCACCUGCUGGGCUUGGGGUGACCCCCACUAUCACACAUUCGAUGGGCUAAACUUUGACUUCCAAGGAACCUGCAAGUACAUCAUUUCAAAGACCUGUGGGAACGUGGACGGUCUAGUGCCAUUCUCUGUCACUGAGAGGAAUGAUAACAGAGGAAACACAGCCGUUUCCUACGUCAGGGAGGUUGAUGUGCUCGUGUAUGGGUACACCAUCACAAUUAGAAAGAACCAAGUCGGUCGAGUCACGGUGAAUGGGGAGCUGCUGAAUCUUCCUGUAAAUCUGGGUGAUGGUGAAGUAUCCGUGCUUCAAAAAGGACCCACUGCCGAGGUUGUGACUGAUUUUGGCCUGACUGUCUCAUAUGAUUACAACUGGCAUCUGGUCAUUAAGCUUUCCAGUAGCUACUACGGUAGUGUCUGUGGUCUGUGUGGCAACUUCAAUGGCAACACAGGUGACGAACUUCAGAAUCCUGCUGGUAAUGCUAUUUCUUCAGUGAUAGAAUGGGCCAAGAGCUGGCAAACACCCGAUCAGGACAAGGACUAUCCGUGCUGGGACAGUUGUGAAAAAAACUGUCCGACCUGCGACGAUAACGACAGGAAACUCUAUGAGACCCAGGCCUUUUGUGGUGCCCUGGCAGCCAAGACCAAUAACGUGUUUAGGAAUUGUAAUGAAAAACUGGACCCCCAGGCCUUCAUGAACAGCUGUGUGUACGACAUGUGUUUCAAUAAAGGGGACAAAAAAAUGCUGUGCCAAGCACUGGACUCUUAUAGUAAACAGUGCCGUGCACAAGGAGUGAUAAUUAAGGACUGGAGACAGACAUUUGGCUGUCCAAUGAACUGUCAGCGUAACAGCCACUAUGAAGACUGUGCUAACCCUUGCCAGCCAUCCUGCCCGUUCCCUGAGGAACAGCAGAAAUGCACAGAUACAUGUAUAGAGGCCUGUGUGUGUGAUAAAGGUUAUGUCCUCAGCGCUGGUGACUGUGUGCCUGCUAAGACAUGCGGCUGCUCUUAUCAGGGCCGCUACUACAAGCCAGGACAGCAGUUCUGGGCCGAUGAGGUGUGUGGUCGCUUGUGCGUCUGCGACACAAGUUUGGGUAUGGUGACAUGUCGCGAGGCCUCCUGCUCCGCCAAUGAGAAAUGCACCAUAGUAGAUGGGGAGCGCACUUGCCAACCCAUCAGUUACGCCACAUGCACGGCUUCAGGCGACCCACACUAUCAUACAUUCGAUGGUCGCAAAUUCGACUUCCAGGGCACAUGUGUUUAUCAGCUGGCUGGUCUUUGCUCUGAGAAGCCAGAGCUGGUGCCGUUCAAAGUGACGGUACAGAAUGACAACCGAGGAAACAAGGCUGUGUCCUACACAAAGACUGUCACAAUAUCCAUUUAUGAUGCUACUCUCAUAGUCAGCAGAGAAUACCCCUACAAGGUCUUGGUAAGUAUUAUUGUGAAGAUAUGGCUCAACGGGCAGCUCGCUUCAUUGCCUCUGGAUUAUAAUAAUGAGCUCAAAGUGUUUCGAAGUGGUAGUACAGCUGUGUUGGAGACAGCAGCUGGAAUUACUGUGAGCUUUGACUGGCAGAGCACAGUGAGAGUCACUCUGCCCAGCAGCUACCAGGGCGCGGUCUGCGGCCUGUGUGGCAACUACAACGGGAAUACCCAAGAUGACUUGACCAUGCAGAAUGGCAAACCUGCUCCUGAUGGAUCCAAGCUCGGGGACAGCUGGCAGGUGGCCAUAGUACCAGGCUGUUCAUCAGUCUGCCAGGGGCCGUGGUGCCAGGCCUGUUCAGACUCCCAGAAGAAGGUGUACGAGGCGACAAAAUACUGCAAUAUCAUUGUUGACAAAGCGGGGCCUUUCAAAGGGUGUCAUGAACAAGUGGAACCUGCUCCUUACAUGGAGGACUGCGUUUAUGAUGUUUGCCAAUACCACGGACAUCGUGGAUCAGUGUGUGAUGCUUUGGAAGUGUAUGCAUCUGCCUGUCAGAGCAGAGGAGUGGCUAUACUAUCCUGGAGAACAGAAUCAUUCUGUCCAAUGGUAUGUCCCGCUAACAGCCAUUAUACCUUGUGUGCCACGGGCUGUCCAUCAACUUGUGCUACCUUGGCCUCAUUUGCCACCACCUGCCAAAGGCACUGUAUAGAGGCCUGUGAAUGUGACCAAGGCUACCUGUUGAGUGGGGAUGCCUGCAUGCCUGUGAGAGAGUGUGGAUGCUCCUAUAAUGGCCAGUACUACAAGAAAGGUGACUUUUUCUAUCCUGAAGACAAGUGUAUGGAGAAAUGCACUUGCGGAGAGAAUGGGGCUAUAACUUGCCAGAAGGUCAAUUGUCGUCCAGGAGAAGUUUGUAAGCUUGUGAACGGAGUUAAAGGAUGCCACCCAGAAGGGGAAGGAAAGUGUGUGGCUUCUGGUGACCCACAUUACAUUUCCUUUGAUGGGAGGAAGUUUGAUUUCCAGGGUACCUGUGUGUAUGUUCUGGCCAAGGUGUGCAAUGAUGACAACGGACAGCUCCCAUCUUUUACAGUCACUCAGGGCAAUGAAAAGUAUGGUAAUGGAAAAGUGGCUGUGACGAAGUCUAUUGCAGUGUCAGUCUAUGGUUAUGUGAUUUACAUCCAGCAGCGAAUGCCAUGGAAAGUCAUUGUGAAUGAUGAACUGUUCAACCUUCCUCUCUCGCUAGAGGAGGGCCGUCUCACAGUUACACAAGAAGGUCACAAUAUAAAAGUCCAAACUGUGUUCGGACUCAAAGUCCUCUAUGACACAGUGUAUUAUGUUGAGGUGAUUGUUCCUUCGACAUACCAGGAGAGAAUGUGCGGCCUUUGUGGUGACUACAACAAAAAAGAUGGUGAUGAUUUCCAACUUCCUGGAGGCAAACAAACUAAUAACGUUGAUCAGUUUGGGAGUGCGUGGGUGCUGGACCUGCCUGGGUAUGUGUGUGGUGGCUGUGGAGGAGAGUGUCCAGUGUGUGAUCAGGCCAAGGCUACUCUGUAUGGAAAGCCUGAAUACUGUGGCAUUAUUAGUGCACCUAACGGGCCUUUUAAAGCAUGCCACAGUAAAAUCAAUCCUGCAGCAUACAUGUCUCAUUGUGUGUUUGAUGUUUGUGCUGUGGAUGGCAACAAGAACACUCUGUGUGACAGCGUGCAGGCCUACGCACUGGCCUGCCAGAGCGAAGGAAUUCAAAUCCAGCCAUGGAGGAGCAACUCCUUCUGUCCUGCUCCCUGCCCUCUGAACAGUCACUAUGAAAUGUGCGCUGACACCUGUGCUGGGACGUGUGCCAGCUUCAUUCAACAAGUUACCUGCUCUGAAAGAUGCUUUGAAGGAUGCCAAUGUGAUGCUGGCUUUGUUUUUGAUGGCAUCCAGUGUGUUCCUUUUGAAAACUGUGGAUGUGUGCACAACAACAGAUAUCUGACGGUGGGUCAAGCAGUGGUGGACAAAGACUGCAGCUCUUCCUGCCUGUGCCAGGCCUCAGGGCUGGUCAAGUGUGAGAAGCUGUCCUGUGCCAGUGUCGAGGUUUGUGAUGUAAGAGACGGGGUCAGGGGUUGUCACAUCAAACAGGCCCACUGCAGCGUCAGCCCAGUUGGCAAGCUCAGCUCCUUCGACAGCAUGUCCGGAACAGUUAAAACUCAGGGGGCAUACGAGUUGGCAUCUGUGUGCGACGAAAACUCUAAGCAGUGGUUCCGUGUAGUUGCGGAUGUCAGGAUCUGCAGCAAGAUGGACUCCAUCGCCGUUGCAGCAGUGUAUGUGUUCUUUAAAGAUGCCACAGUGACGGUGAACAGCCAACAGGAGGCCUGGAUAAAUGGCAGGAAAGUGUCUCUUCCCAGCCAAGUGACCAAUGAGCUAUCGAUCCAAAUCGCAGACAGAAGUGUGAUCAUCAAAAGGCAGUCAGCUGUGUGGGUCACCUACUCCAUUUCGCAGGAGGUUACCGUCACUAUUGACACUAAUCUGUCCGGUAAAAUGUGUGGCGUCUGUGGUAACUACAACAAUGACGCCAAAGACGACAUGAAGACAGCAGAUGGGAAAAUCACCACUGAUGUGUUGGUAGUUCUCAACUCUUGGAGUGCUGGAGACUUCUCUAGAUGCCCUUGA
Messenger RNA from Nematolebias whitei (Rio pearlfish), 9051 nucleotides. Its product is annotated as IgGFc-binding protein. NCBI's taxonomy places the organism in Eukaryota, Metazoa, Chordata, Actinopteri, Cyprinodontiformes, Rivulidae. Gene Ontology annotation, molecular function: protein binding. The transcript has 21 exons. The coding region runs from base 1 to 9051 and encodes 3016 amino acids. The record is from RefSeq and is a predicted model, not a curated record.